UCUACUGUAUGGCUUCUACUUUGUGAAAGCAGAUAGGCGGCCUCAACAACUAAAGGUGUUGAAACAAUGGGUGGUAGAGAAGAGCAUCCUGUUUUUAAGAGUAUAAGCAGUUCUCCUGAAUUGUUUGUGGUGAUGGAGCUUCCAUUUAGCGCAUGUCACAUGUCUCCGUGUUCCAGAGAGAGCAAUGUGAACUCGGGAUUGUAUUUUAGCAUCUUCUGACAUCUAAACUACUAAGCGAGCAAGGAGCAAAAUGCCUUAUUCCAGUUGGUCUUGGCGAUGACGAUCAGUGCAUGAAGAUGAUUUGCUGCUUGGAGAGAAUUAGUGUGGCCUGAGUUAAAUCUAUUAGUCCGAGAUGAAGAUGAUAUAAGUCCUGUGUCCAUUCUUCGAAUAACUGUUAUCUUUGAAUAUAGAAGUCAAUUUUACAGUUCAGCAAGAGCUGCAUACACUGGAGCCUGAUCGUUCCUGCAUACGUCUGGAGUUGGACACAUCAAGCACUGGUAUAACAUAUGAAGCUGUAGAUCUUGUGGGUGUUUAUGCUGAGAAUUAUGAUGAAACUGUUGAGGAAUCAGGAAAGUUGUUGGGUCAACCCAGUAAAGUGAAUCUAGUAGAGUUGGGUCCUAGACGAGAACUCUCAUGACUGAUCUUCUUCGCAGUACAUCUAAGUUCAAAAACUUCACAAGAUCAUUGCAAAUACAUAUGGUUGAAUGGAGUCUGACAUUACAGAAGUUUCAGCACAAGAACUUGAAAUGUGUGAACGAAGACAUUCACAAUGGCAAUGUCGAUCAAAAGGGAUCCUUGGCUUUCCUCAAUUAUCUGGCACAGCUGAUGUUUAAAUCCACAAACAAGUGCAUGUCUCCUAAUUUCAGUUUAAUUGGUGUUUAAAUGACAUCGGGUGCUCUAGUCAUGGAUUCCUUCCUCGGUAAUUUGCAAGAGGCUAUCUUUACCAUGGACCUAAAAAAAAAUCACACAGAUGGAGGCGUUGUUUUGCUCAACAAUGGUGAGGUUUCCCUUCUUACUUGUACCCAGGACUCUUGGCAGGAGAAUUGUUCAAUGGCAUGGGUUCUGCUUUCUGCAAUCAGACAGUCCCUCCUGUUGCACCAAGGAUUUCUCCCCACUGUUGUGUUACCUCAUCUCAUCCACAGGUGGGCCCACUUGGGACUGUCACCCAUGCAGUUUCUGGACUAAGUCCUUUGCCAAGCCCCAUUCAACUUACUGCCACAACCUUACCUAUUACUGGAAUCCAAUAUUUAGAUGUUAGGAAUUUGGAGGUAUUAAGAGCAAAAACUGUAAAUGGGAGGUUGGAGAGAACAAAAAAUGUUUCACUUGUGAAAUCUGAUCCGGUGCAUGCAAAAGUAAAAGGGGAUUCAUUGGUGAAUGGUUCAGAUAUUCAGCAAUCCAUGCUUUCAACUGCUUCACACGCAGGAACAUCCAGAUCGGGAGAAAAUCAAACACAGGUGGGUGAAUCCACAAAUAGAACAUUGGAUGAAAGCACGACGAAUAUUCCUUAGAGAGCAUCAACUGAAUCUGAGUCGAGAAUUACCGCAAAGCGAUCAAUGCUACUCAGAUGCUUGGAUCUAUAAUCAAGUCUCUCUGUCCAGUCCGUGUUAAAGCUACUGAUAUAGCCAAUGCAGUUCUUUGUGGGUCUGACUGUGAUGCUGAGUGGAGUGAGUGCAUCAAGAGCCUCCAGAGAUGGUCCAAAUACAGGCAAAUGAUGGAACUACACUGUAUGGAGCUUUGUAUAAACUCGAUCAAACAAGGUUCGGACCUCCACCAUGCAAAACCUUGAUCGCUGACUAUGGUGGUCCAAGCGCGCAGCUUGUUUGUGAUUUUUGGGAUGAAUACAGUUGACAUGAGAGUCCAAAAUUUACGUAGCUGAGACACCCUAGUAUGGAGGUUAGAUAACAGAAGGUUACACUUCUGCAUGGCUGCAUGGCCAAAUUCUUAGAGAUUCUUCAAGACAACAAGGCUCCAGAACAGGCUGCAUUUUCAGUCUCUCAAAAGAAUGCAUGGUCUCUGCAGUGUGUGCUACAUUGAAGUGUAGGAGCUCCGGUUUGGUUUGCUGAUUGGAAUGCACAAUCUAAUGUCCAUGUUCUUGAAUUUCUGCCACCAUUGGAGAAAUGUUUUGCUGAUGGCGACAUUAGUGGUGAUGAUAACUUGAAACAGAAGUGGGCUCUUGUUUCUCGCAGUGAGGGUGAUCCAUUUAUGGUGAUCCUUCUGUUCUUCUCCGAGCUUUCCAUGAACUGAUGGUCUUCUUCAUGGAGAGCAGAAGUAGUAGAAAGUUCUGGAAGUAAAAAUCAAAUUGUAUAAGGCUAAGGCUUUAUCAUCCAAGCUUUUGAUAAACUGGUCUGAAGAUGCGUGCAAAAGGAUUUCCUCUUGUUGGAAGCAUUAUGCCAUGCUGCUGCACUUGGAGGAUAAAAACUUUUCUCAGCAAUACAGACUUGUUGGAUGACGGAUAGCAGACUUGUGGAGCUCACACUCUUCCCUGAAGCUGCAAUCAACAACACCUUGGCAUCCCUAGGACCCACUCUUGCAUGGUUUGCAUGGCCACCUUUGGUGUGCCAUUUUCAAGCUCACGUGUACCUUUGCCAAUUGUGCGGAAUUGGUAAUUUGACCAAUUUGAUAUGGCUGGACCUGGGAGCUAAUGACUUAACAGGGUCGAUUCCAACUACAUUGGGACAGCUACAGAAGCUCCAACGAUUGUACAUUGCUGGAAAUAGAAUACAAGGAUCCAUUCCAAAUGAUCUUUGCCAUUUGAAGAACUUGGGAUACUUGCAUUUGAGUUCUAACAAAUUGUCUGGAUCAAUCCCAAGUUGUUUUGGAGAUCUUCCUGCGCUACGAGAACUCUCUCUUGACUCCAAUGUGUUAGCUUUCAACAUUCCUAUGUCCUUUUGGAGCCUUAGAGAUUUGUUGGUUCUUAGCUUGUCUUCAAAUUUCUUGACUGGUAAUCUACCUCCCGAAGUUGGAAACAUGAAGUCCAUUACAACAUUGGACCUGUCAAAGAACCUUAUUUCAGGUUACAUUCCAAGAAGGAUGGGAGAACUACAAAAUUUGGUUAAUCUUUCCUUGUCCCAAAACAAACUACAAGGUUCAAUACCUGUAGAAUUUGGUGAUUUGCUAAGCUUGGAAUCCAUGGAUCUAUCCCAGAACAAUUUAUCUGGAACCAUUCCCAAGUCAUUGGAGGCCCUUAUUUAUCUCAAGCAUCUAAAUGUUUCUUUCAACAAACUACAAGGAGAAAUUCCGAAUGGAGGACCUUUCGUAAAUUUCACUGCUGAAUCGUUCAUCUUCAAUGAAGCCUUAUGUGGAGCACCUCAUUUUCAAGUCAUAGCAUGUGAUAAAAACAACCGCACUCAAUCAUGGAAGACAAAGUCAUUCAUCUUGAAAUAUAUUCUACUACCAGUCGGAUCAACAGUAACUUUAGUGGCUUUCAUUGUUCUGUGGAUACGUAGACGAGAUAACACGGAAAUACCAGCUCCAAUUGAUUCAUUGCUUCCUGGAGCACAUGAAAAAAUUUCACAGCAGCAACUUCUUUAUGCAACAAACGACUUUGGUGAAGACAAUUUGAUUGGGAAAGGAAGCCUAGGCAUGGUAUACAAAGGGGUAUUAUCUAAUGGCUUAACUGUUGCUAUAAAGGUUUUCAAUUUAGAAUUCCAAGGAGCCUUGAGGAGUUUCGAAUCAGAAUGUGAAGUGAUGCAAGGGAUCUGCCACCGAAAUCUUAUCAGGAUAAUUACCUGUUGCUCAAACCUUGAUUUCAAAGCAUUGGUGCUCGAAUAUAUGCCUAAAGGAAGUCUUGAUAAGUGGUUGUAUUCUCAUAACUAUUUUUUGGAUCUCUUCCAAAGAUUAAAUAUUAUGAUAGAUGUAGCAUCGGCAUUGGAGUAUCUUCAUCAUGAUUGUUCGAGCCUUGUGGUGCAUUGCGACUUGAAGCCCAGUAAUGUUUUGCUAGAUAACAACAUGGUUGCUCAUGUGGCUGAUUUUGGGAUUGCAAGACUCUUAACUGAAACAGAGUCUAUGCAGCAAACAAAGACCUUGGGCACAAUAAGCUAUAUGGCACCAGAGUAUGGCUCAGAUGGGAUAGUAUCCACAAAGGGCGAUGUUUAUAGCUAUGGGAUCUUGCUUAUGGAAGUAUUUGCAAGGAAGAAGCCUAUGGAUGAAAUGUUCAUUGGGGAUGUAACCUUGAAGACUUGGGUGGAGUCAUUAUCCAGUUCAGUGAUAGAGGUUGUUGAUGCCAAUCUAUUGAGAAGAGAGGAUGAAGACCUUGCCACAAAGCUGAGCUAUUUAUCCUCACUUAUGGCUUUAGCUUUGGCAUGUAUAGCUGAUUCACCUGAGGAGAGGAUCAACAUGAAAGAUGUGGUAGUUGAACUCAAGAAGAUCAAAAUCAAACUGUUGAUGUAAGGAUUACUUCAAAAGAUGGGAUGGAAUUUAAGAACAUCAAAGUGUUACACAAUACUUCAUGUCAAUAGUUCAAAGGAAGUCGGAAGUCGGAAGUCGGAGCUAGUUAAGAGUACACAAAACAACACCCUUGGCACUAUUAGGUAUAUGUAUGUCAUGGGUAUAUAUGUUUGAUUUUCUUUGGUAUUUUCCAUAAGACAACCAAUUAUGAGAAAAUAAUUUUCCAUACUGUUUUUUUUUUCUUUCCUUAAUACUUCCCGAGACCCAAACAUAAACUAAAGGAAUCAUGGUAAUAGAUUAUCUCAACACAACUACCAGUUGAUCAAAUGACCAUGA
Messenger RNA from Vitis riparia (riverbank grape), 4722 nucleotides. Its product is annotated as receptor kinase-like protein Xa21. The transcript is spliced from 3 exons. The record is from RefSeq and is a predicted model, not a curated record. Gene Ontology annotation, molecular function: protein kinase activity; protein binding; ATP binding. Gene Ontology annotation, biological process: protein phosphorylation. Bases 2446 to 4389 code for a protein of 647 amino acids. Lineage: Eukaryota; Viridiplantae; Streptophyta; Magnoliopsida; Vitales; Vitaceae.